AUGCCUCAUGGUCGCGACAGUGUCGCCUCGGAGUUCGCCCGAGAAUUGUUCGAGAGUCAGGUAUCAGAUGGCCGUACAUUUCUGCAAAUAUAUCCAGGCUUCAAAUGGGUGUUCCCAAACUCUGGUAUGCUCAGAUCACAACGAUUUGACAUGGAACUAUCGCAGUGGUUCGACAUGUGGAGUACAGAGAAGCCGCACGAGAAGGAAGAUAUGGUCAGAGCAGGCAUCGAGAAGGCAGCAGCCAGUAUCAUAGAUUUGAUCAAAGCCGAGGCCAAACUUGUGCCUCUUGAUCAUAUUAUUCUUGGUGGCAUCAGUCAGGGAUCUGCAGUUGCCAUCCAUAGUCUGCUUCGCAGCGGUCUUCAGGUUGGCGCAUUCAUAGGCUUUUGUACUUGGCUGCCACUUCAGGACGAAGUCAAGAAAUCGAGAACAUCUGUCAGGACGCCGGUAUUCCUGGCACAUAACGAGGACGAUGAAGUCAUAUCCAUAGAGAAUGGAAGGCUCAUGCGGGAGACACUACAUAAUAUCGGGCUGGAAGUCGCAUGGCGGACGUAUGAGACUGGUGGCCAUUGGUUUAACGAGCCGCAGGGCAUUGACGACAUUGUUGCGUUUCUCGCAGAAUGUGGUGUCUCGAGCACAUGCUGA
Aureobasidium vineae is the source of this 642-nucleotide messenger RNA. The record is from the annotation of a GenBank genome assembly. NCBI's taxonomy places the organism in Eukaryota, Fungi, Ascomycota, Dothideomycetes, Dothideales, Saccotheciaceae.